Leishmania mexicana MHOM/GT/2001/U1103 is the source of this 978-nucleotide messenger RNA. RefSeq lists its product as hypothetical. Bases 1 to 978 code for a protein of 325 amino acids. The record is from RefSeq and is a predicted model, not a curated record. The transcript has a single exon. Lineage: Eukaryota; Euglenozoa; Kinetoplastea; Trypanosomatida; Trypanosomatidae. Gene Ontology annotation, molecular function: protein binding.
AUGUCGCUUGCUAUCGCAACAUACCAGUUCCUGGACGCCGAUCAGCACAUCUAUUUCUGCUCGCAAUCACCAGACUCGAAGUUUCUCGCGUGUGCCCUUGGUAACGGGGUGGUGUGUCUUGUGAAUGCUAUUACGUUCAGUACCGUGGCGCGUGGGGCUCCCGGGAAGGACUUUCUCGAGGCUCCCGCUACCUGCAUUCGAUGGGCGCCCGAGGAGUGCGACAGCGCUUGGCAAUUCGUCAGCAGCAGCUGCGCGGGUGGUGUCAUGCUGUGGCUCUGGGAUCGAGACUCGGUCUCUCUUCGACGUGGAGCCGCCGUGUGCGAGAAACACAAUGAGGUGAUGGUGGUGGAUGUUUCGCCGAGCGGAAAGCAAGUGUUGACGGCGGGCAGCGAUCGCAUCGUGCGCCUGUACGACUCAAAGCUAACCCUGCUUGCACAGCUGGCAGAGGGGGUAAACCCUGAUGGCACAUCACGUCCGGCACACACAAACCGCAUCUUCUCUGUCCGCUUCUUGAGCGAGCUGGCGGCCGUCAGUGCAGGCUGGGACAGUCCGAUUCAGCUGUGGGACCUGCGUUUGUGUCGCUUGACCAGACAGGUGGUCGGGAUGCAGGGGGUGUCGGAUUGCUUAGAACCUGUCCCAAGCACACCGCUCGUUCUGGUGGCGUCCCCGAAGUCUGCGAACACGUUGCAAAUUUUCGACGCUGUCACUGGAAGAGUGCUGGAGGAGGAGUCGAGCAGGGUGUGCUCUCAGCUGAACCUGACAGAGCGUGUGUUAGUAUGCCGCAUCGAGGCCGAAACAGGUAAUGCCUGGUGUCUCACGGUUUCGCCGCCCUCGGUGAUUGUUGUCUCCGUGUCUUCCGGCCGCAUCGUGGCGCGCGCGGAGCUCGCUCACACUCCACUCAACAUGACCAUGAAGGAUGCCAGUGUGGUGGUGGGGUGCAAGAAUGGUGUUCUGCUGCAGGUGUCACUUAGUAUGUAA